Messenger RNA from Vigna angularis (adzuki bean), 2302 nucleotides. RefSeq lists its product as uncharacterized. Gene Ontology annotation, biological process: transmembrane transport. NCBI's taxonomy places the organism in Eukaryota, Viridiplantae, Streptophyta, Magnoliopsida, Fabales, Fabaceae. Gene Ontology annotation, molecular function: transmembrane transporter activity. Gene Ontology annotation, cellular component: membrane. Bases 443 to 1846 code for a protein of 467 amino acids. The transcript has 4 exons. The record is from RefSeq and is a predicted model, not a curated record.
AUGAAAUAAGUAGGUGCGUACAUUGACCUGAAGCAGCCUUGCAUGAGGAAGAAACGAAGGAGAUGAUAAUGGCUAUGAUUGAGACUUUAUCAUUUUACCUAGUUUCUUCCAAAUAUAUUUAUAGGUUAGUGUAGGGACCGAUGCAACAUCGUACAGGGACAGUUUGAUUUUGUGUUGUUGGCCUUUGGUUUGUUCAUUUAGGAUAUAAAAAUACUGAUAUUGUAAAACAAGAGCACGUGCAUCGGAAGUUUCAUUCAGGCUUUCUUCAGUUAAAUCUGUUGAUAGUUUGAUACGUCAGAUCCGCCAUGGACGCAGCUUCGGAGGCCGUUGUCUGAUUUCCGCUUUCUUUGGUUUUCACUUGUAAUGCGACUGAGUCCGACUCCAAGGCAUAACCCUGUUCUUCCAACCAAAUCUCCGAUUCUCAGUCUCUCGUUCUCCAACCAUGAAAACAAGACAGAUCUUUGGUGUGUCUCUCUCCCUCGUUCUUAUCAACCUUGCUGCUGUAAUGGAGCGGGCGGAUGAAAACCUUCUUCCAUCUGUCUAUAAAGAAGUUAGUGAAGCAUUUAAUGCCGGGCCAUCUGACUUGGGAUACCUGACAUUCAUAAGAAACUUUGUUCAGGGACUGUCUUCUCCUCUGGCUGGUAUACUCGUUAUCCACUACGAUCGCCCAACUGUUCUUGCUAUGGGCACUUUCUGCUGGGCGUUAUCUACAGCUGCUGUGGGUGUUUGCCACAGUUUUCUGCAGGUUUCAUUCUGGAGAGCAAUAAAUGGCUUUGGUUUGGCAAUUGUGAUUCCAGCACUCCAGUCUUUCAUUGCUGAUAGCUACAGGGAUGGAGUGAGAGGAACUGGGUUUGGAUUGCUGAGUCUCAUUGGUAACUUAGGAGGCAUAGGAGGUGGUGUUCUGGCUACUGUCAUGGCUGGAAAACAGUUUUGGGGCAUAGAAGGAUGGCGAUGUGCAUUCGUUUUGAUGGCAACUUUGAGUGCAUUAAUUGGAUUUCUUGUUUUACUGUACGUUGUUGACCCAGGAAAAAGAUUUCCUACCACUCGAGAUGCUGGUGAGAGUUCAGACAGAGAUGACUCUAUCUAUAAAGGCAAUGCUAGUGCAGCAUCAAUCUGGAAGGACUCUUGGGCAGCCACGAAAGCUGUGAUAAAGGUGAAAACAUUUCAAAUAAUCGUCUUACAGGGCAUUAUUGGGUCACUGCCGUGGACUGCCAUGGUGUUCUUCACAAUGUGGUUCGAACUAAUUGGUUUUGAUAACAAUACUUCGGCAACCCUUCUUGGUCUUUUUGCAAUUGGAUGUGCCAUGGGAUCUUUGAUAGGUGGAUCAAUAGCUGAUCGAUUAUCGCAAGUCUACCCUCAUUCUGCUCGGACCAUGUGCGCACAGUUCAGUGCCUUUAUGGGCAUUCCAUUCUCAUGGAUUCUUCUCAGGGUGAUCCCUCAGUCAGUAAGUAGUUUUCUUACCUUUUCUGUGACCCUCUUUAUGAUGGGUCUAACAAUCAGCUGGAACGGUACGGCUGCAAAUGCUCCUAUGUUUGCUGAGGUAGUUCCUGUCAAGCACCGUACCAUGAUUUAUGCAUUUGAUCGAGCUUUUGAAGUCUCGUUUUCUUCUAUAGCGGCUCCACUGGUGGGGAUUCUUUCUGAGAAAAUGUUUGGCUAUAACUCAAAGUCCGUUGAUCCCAUCAAAGGAUCUUUACCAGAGGCGCUUGCCUUGUCAAAGGGCAUUCUUUCUAUGAUGGCUGUUCCAUUUGGUUUGUGUUGUUUAUGCUACACCCCUCUAUACUACAUAUUUAAGCAGGACCGUGAAAAUGCUGGAAUGCUUUCUGUGAAAGAGGAGGAGAUGAUGUGAGACUCACUUGUUUAAGACUGAUAGAUCAUGUCAAAGGAGCCCUCUAAUUCUCUGCUCGUGAACUGGGUCCCUAUUUAAUUGGAAUUUAAAUCUCCUAAAAAACGUGGAAUCAUCUUCCGCAGUACACACGAAACCAGUGAGACCUACUCCGAACAAUGACCUCAUUUUGAUUUUAGGAAUCCAGAUUAAUCAUGAUCUCAUGGUGCCGUCGUGGCGAGGCUUCUUACUGAGGAUUGAACUAGUUUCUGACUUAGCCAUUGCUUAUUCUUGACAUGGUAUAUCUAGCUGAAUGAUCAGAAAUUUCAGGAAUUUAGGAUAAUGAAACAGGCCUACACAUUUAUGUGUUCAGAUUGUUUUCCCACGAUUGUACCCUAUAAAAUAUACACAACUAAAUUUGUAUGUUUGGUUCAACUACACGAAAGAAUCUCAAUGACAAUGAAGCACUUUUUGAAUGAA